AUGAGAAACUACACAGAAAUAAGAAAGUUUAUCCUCCUGGGACUGUCAGAUGACCCACAAGUUCAGGUUGUGAUCUUUGUCUUUCUGCUCAUCACCUACAUGCUCAGCAUCACUGGGAACCUGACCAUUAUCACCCUGACCCUGCUGGAUGCCCACCUCCAGACCCCCAUGUAUUUCUUCCUCAGGAGUUUCUCUAUAUUAGAGGUGUCAUUCACGACUGUCACUAUACCAAAGUUCCUGGCCACCAUCAUUACAGGAGAUAAAACCAUCUCUUUUAAUGAUUGUAUGGCUCAGUUAUUUUUUUUCAUUCUCUUGGGAGUCACUGAGUUUUACCUUCUGGCUGCCAUGUCCUAUGACCGUUACAUUGCCAUCUGCAAACCCCUGCAUUACAUGACCAUCAUGAAUCAUAGAGUCUGCGCCCUGCUGGUCUUGGCUUCUUGGCUGGCUUCAUUCUUAAUUAUAUUUCCAUUACUCAUGCUGUUCAUACAGCUUGAUUACUGUAAGUCCAAUGCUAUCAAUCAUUUUACUUGUGAUUAUUUCCCCUUAUUACAACUUUCAUGUUCAAAUACCAAAUUACUAGAGGUGAUGGGCUUUUCUUCUGCUGUGUUUACCUUAAUGUUCACUUUGACAUUAAUAAUUCUGUCCUAUACAUAUAUAAUCAGAACAAUUUUGAGGAUCCCUUCCACCACUCAGAGGAUAAAGGCCUUUUCCACGUGUUCUUCCCACAUGAUUGUCAUCUCCAUCUCUUACGGCAGCUGCAUUUUCAUGUACAUGAAUCCAUCAGCAAAGGACAGGAUGUCUUUGAGCAAGGGGGUGGCUGUGCUAAACACCUCCGUAGCCCCCAUGCUAAACCCCUUUAUUUAUACCCUAAGGAAUCUACAAGUCAAGAGAGCCUUCAUGGACAUGGUCAGGAAGACUCUACUUUUCUCAAGGAAAUGA
Cervus elaphus (red deer) is the source of this 939-nucleotide messenger RNA. Its product is annotated as olfactory receptor 6C1-like. Gene Ontology annotation, biological process: G protein-coupled receptor signaling pathway. Bases 1 to 939 code for a protein of 312 amino acids. Gene Ontology annotation, molecular function: G protein-coupled receptor activity; olfactory receptor activity. Gene Ontology annotation, cellular component: membrane. The record is from RefSeq and is a predicted model, not a curated record. The transcript has a single exon. Lineage: Eukaryota; Metazoa; Chordata; Mammalia; Artiodactyla; Cervidae.